ACGUUCAGAAAAAAUACGUGAAGUGCUGUAAGCUGUAGUUGACUGUCCACGUUUACUGUGAUGAUUGACAGCUGUCAGAACAUUCAACAUCUUAAAUAAUAUAACGAGUAGUGAGUCUUUUCAGGAUUGUCCACAAAAAGUGUUGCAGAUGAAGAGAAGGCUACUAUUAAAACAGAAAACACAGUCAGUGCAGCUAUAGCUCAGUGCUAACCAGUUUUGCAGGAUUUGGGCAGAAGCAGACUGAUCAUGAGCACAGAGACUCAUGUGAAGGACAUUAAACCUGGACUCAAGAAUCUCAAUGUCAUCUUCAUUGUGCUGGAAACAGGACGAGUGACAAAGACCAAAGACGGUCAUGAAGUGCGCACAUGUAAAGUGGCUGACAAGACGGGCAGCAUCAGUAUAUCGGUUUGGGAUGAAGUCGGUGGACUCAUUCAGGCUGGUGACAUCAUCAGACUUACCAAAGGUUACGCCUCAGUUUUUAAAGGCUGUUUGACACUGUACACUGGAAGGGGAGGUGAACUACAGAAGAUUGGAGAAUUCUGCAUGGUGUAUUCAGAGGUGCCAAACUUUAGUGAGCCAAAUCCAGAAUAUUUGGCCCAGAUGAAUAAAACGGGACAGAAUGACCAGAGCAACAUAAACAGCAGCACUGGUGCCGCUGCAGGUAAUGACACUCCCAAUGGAAAUGGCGUGAAUUCUCAAGGCUCUGGUAACUCUACUAAUCCACAGCCAGGUGGAAGAGCAAGUGGUGGAAACGGAAACAGGUCAACACCAAGUCCAGGUGUGGGAGGAAGUUCUGUGACCAAUGGCAAGGAGACACGGCGAACAGUCAAAAGAUGAUUUUGUUCAAUAAUGACACAGCAUACAGUAAUAAUUUCAAAAUGGUUGUGAGCAGCUAUUUUUUAUGUCUUAUUUGAAGACAUAUAUUGCUAAAUUUUGAGCUUCAUGCUCUCAUAUAUAUUGGUUUACCUCAAUGGAUUGUCCAGUCUUGUAAAGUUAUGUUUAGAGAACUGCUUCCUGUUUUUCUUGUUUCAUGCUCUACAGAA
Messenger RNA from Labeo rohita (rohu), 1043 nucleotides. It is a transcript of the gene nabp2, whose product is annotated as nucleic acid binding protein 2. Gene Ontology annotation, molecular function: DNA binding. Gene Ontology annotation, biological process: response to ionizing radiation; double-strand break repair via homologous recombination; mitotic cell cycle checkpoint signaling. The coding region runs from base 247 to 837 and encodes 196 amino acids. The record is from RefSeq and is a predicted model, not a curated record. Lineage: Eukaryota; Metazoa; Chordata; Actinopteri; Cypriniformes; Cyprinidae. The transcript has 7 exons. Gene Ontology annotation, cellular component: SOSS complex.